AUGCGCUUUGCAGUGGACAUGCUGCCAGACUUGGUGGCGUCACUGCGUGCUGCCGUGCCGAAGCUGGGCUUGGCGGAGACCGCACCACAUGUGAAGUUGCAGUUGACCACCGGCGAGGUGGGCUGCACGCCUUGUCAUUAUGACACCUCUUACAACGAUCCGACAUCGUUGCAGCUCUCAAUCUUAAUCUACCUCAGUGAGGGCUGGUGCCCAGAGUGGGGUGGUGAGCUCCAACUGGUUCCUUUCCUUGAGCCGCCGGUGCUUUUGGCGCCCUCGUUCGACCGCUGUGUGCUGUUCUUGGCAGAUCGCUGGCUGCACCGCUCCUUACCCCCUCGUGGUCCCGGGGUGCAAAAGCAUCGGUGGCUCUUGACCGCAUGGCUGGAUGGCACGAGGGUGGAUGCCCCUUUGUGGAACUCCUCCCAGUUGGCCCCAUCACUGCAGCGGCUGCUGGCCCCGGCGCUGCACCGAGAGCUGUACCUGGAGGCCUUGCGACAGAGCUUGCCGCCCUAUGCGCUCGCGCGGGAGGCCCUGCUGAGGGAACAGCGUCAGCAGAUUGAAGAGCUGGAGAAGGAUGAGACACUGAUGGGACUGCUGGAAGGCUUGCGAGAGUUGAGAGCGCAAGCGCAGGCCGAGGAUGCCGACGACGCUUCAAAGAGGCGAAGAACAGCCACCGAAGCAGUGCGAAGCAGUGCGAAGUUGAGGCAUGGCCCUUCCUCAGGGGCUCCGAAUCGAAGCUCUGCAUCGAAGUGUUGGUGCAAAUUGGAGUUUCAAACAGCAAAAGGCCUUGAUGAGGCAACCUGGUAG
This is a messenger RNA of Durusdinium trenchii, 804 nucleotides long. NCBI's taxonomy places the organism in Eukaryota, Dinophyceae, Suessiales, Symbiodiniaceae. The record is from the annotation of a GenBank genome assembly.